UUACCGACUGGGAUCCCCCUUUCCACGUUCUUCCGUCUUCCUCCUCUUUUACCUCUGGUUUUUCUGCAACCUCAUCAUCUCGCCAUCGCUCUCACCUUCAAGAUGGGCCUUUCAUGGAGCAACCCCAGAAGAAGAAGACGCUACCCGUACCCGCCGCCGCCGCCGCCUCCUCACCACUCCUACUACUACUCCGCCGACCCCCACCACCACCACCACCACCACCACCCUCCUCCUCCUCCUCCGCUCCCGCCGCCGCCGAGUGGCUACUUCCCGGCCCCUCCUUACCCUCCGCCCCCGCCACACCACCACCACGACCACCACCCGCCUUAUCCCGCGUACCCUCCUCCUCCGCCGCUGCCGCCCUCCUACUACGGUCCGGUCUCGUACGGCGCGUGCGCCUACUCGGGUCCCGUGGUGGGUCGGGCCGGUCAACACCCGUACUACGCGAAUCAGGCGAGCGGGUGGCCCGCGGCUCGGCCCGCGGCGGCGUCGGCUGCUCCCACGGUGGCCCACGUGGAGCAUCAUCAGAACGCCAAGAAAGUGAGGAACGUGGUGAAUGUGCACAAGGACACGAUCAGGGUCGAGAUCGACGAGCACGACCCGGAUUGCCACUUGGUGUCUUUCUUGUUCGACGCCUUACAUGAUGGAAGUAUUACUAUUUUGUAUUUUGGCAAGGAAGAAUCCAAUUGUCGAUUGGUUCCCCUGUUUGGUGAAGCCUUUGGGCCUGUGAAAUUCCAAUUUCAAAAAGGACUCGGUCAAAAAUUUUGUCAGCCUUCGGGGACUGGCAUUGACUUAGGCUUCUUUGAAUUGGAUGAUCUCUCAAAACCAUCACCUGGAGAGGAUGUGUUUCCUCUUGUCAUAUCUGCUGAAACAUGCGUACGGCCUCAAUCAAUGGAUGACCCUCUAGUUAAUCCAGUGCUGUGCACCUCCUCUCACACGCAAAUAACUCAGGCUGUUCUGGAGAAAAAUAAUGGCGGUCCUUUUCACGUAAGAGUUAUCAAGCAAAUUCUCUGGGUGGAUGGAGUUCGUUAUGAGCUACGUGAGUUAUAUGGGUUAGGGAGCUCUUCGGCAGAGGGUUAUAAUGACAAUGAUCCAGGGAAGGAAUGUGUAAUUUGCAUGACUGAGCCAAAGGAUACUGCCAUUUUACCCUGCCGACAUUUGUGUAUGUGCAAUGAGUGUGCCAAAGCAUUGACGCAUCAGUCAAAUAAGUGCCCCAUAUGCCGUCAACCAAUCGAGGAUCUGAUAGAGAUCAAGAUAAGUAAUUGUGAAUUCUGAGAGGUUCUAUUCUUACUAAAUGGGAUUGCAAGGCACAAAUCCUAUUUUUUGACUCCUCUUCGGUUCUUCCCAUGAGGUUUAUUUUCAGAUGCGUGGGUUCUUUAUGUAACUGUCAUUUGUUCUCAACCCAAUGCCAGCUGGCAGUAACUAAAAUGUAUAUGUUCUACAUGAAUUUUUCACUUUGCCGGUGUUGAGAGGUCGUCUUAGUCCGAGAUUGGUUGAGCUUGGAAAGAAGACCUGCACAUAUAUGUAUAGAUGCAUCAGCAACGAGCGGAUGUUAGCUUUUAUUCACGACAACUCUUUUGUGUAGUUUUAUAUUGAACUGAGCUUCUUGACAAUGGUGUUGAGAGCAGUCCUUGUGUAAAUGACACUGCUUUCCUCACUCACCCAGCGUAGUGUGUAUGAUGUGAAAGUAAUUGUAAUUUGUAAGCACUAGAUAUAUGUAUCCUAGUACUUAUCAGUGAUUUUUGUGACUCAUAGAGAAACAAGUGGUAUUUGUUUGAAAGGGCUUAAGCAACGCAUUUUCUGUU
This is a messenger RNA of Syzygium oleosum, 1805 nucleotides long. RefSeq names its product probable E3 ubiquitin-protein ligase LUL4. Lineage: Eukaryota; Viridiplantae; Streptophyta; Magnoliopsida; Myrtales; Myrtaceae. The record is from RefSeq and is a predicted model, not a curated record. The coding region runs from base 103 to 1275 and encodes 390 amino acids. Gene Ontology annotation, biological process: protein ubiquitination. The transcript has 3 exons. Gene Ontology annotation, molecular function: ubiquitin protein ligase activity.